This is a messenger RNA of Nerophis lumbriciformis (worm pipefish), 1700 nucleotides long. RefSeq names its product guanine nucleotide-binding protein G(i) subunit alpha-1. Lineage: Eukaryota; Metazoa; Chordata; Actinopteri; Syngnathiformes; Syngnathidae. Gene Ontology annotation, biological process: adenylate cyclase-modulating G protein-coupled receptor signaling pathway. Gene Ontology annotation, molecular function: GTP binding; G-protein beta/gamma-subunit complex binding; G protein-coupled serotonin receptor binding. Gene Ontology annotation, cellular component: heterotrimeric G-protein complex; cytoplasm. The record is from RefSeq and is a predicted model, not a curated record.
UAGCGAGCAGAACCGGAAGCGAACAAGCGUCGACUUCCCCUUAUUUUAGACGCACCGAACGGAUAUACAACAUUCGUUUUUUUAACUCGGUCGAGGACAAAUUUGUCAGCGAAGUGGCGAGUUUUUGGCGAGAAGGGCGUGCUUGAAUCCCAACUGUUGGCACGCUUGGUCCCCCCCCUUCUUCCUCCCUCCUCCUCCUCCCCCCUCCUCCGUGUAUUCCUCCGCCCCAUUGCUGGAUGCUAGCUCGGUGUAGCCAUUGCAUGUCGUAGCACUCCCCCCCCUAGUCCAAAGUUGUGUUGCGCCCCGAUUGUUUUGUCUUUUUUCAUUUUUUUACCCCCCUCCCUCGGAUAUCAGUGUGCGUCAAGAUGGGGUGUACUCUGAGCACGGACGACAAGGCGGCUCAGGAGCGGAGUAAGAUGAUCGACAGGAACCUCCGGGACGACGGCGAGAAAGCCGCCCGGGAGGUGAAGCUGUUGCUGCUCGGUGCUGGGGAGUCUGGGAAGAGCACCAUUGUUAAGCAGAUGAAGAUCAUCCACGAGGCGGGCUACUCCGAGGAGGAGUGCAAGCAGUACAAAGCGGUGGUCUACAGCAACACCAUCCAGUCCAUCAUCGCCAUCAUCAGAGCAAUGGGACGCCUCAAGAUUGACUUUGCCGAUCCGGCCAGAGCGGAUGACGCUCGGCAGCUGUUUGUGUUGGCCGGCUCGGCCGAGGAGGGCUUCAUGACAGGCGAGCUGGCCGGGGUCAUCCAGCGGCUGUGGAAGGACGGGGGAGUCCAAGCGUGCUUCAGCCGCUCCCGAGAGUAUCAACUCAACGACUCGGCAGCAUACUAUUUGAAUGACUUGGACAGGAUAUCACACGGCGCUUACGUGCCCACCCAGCAGGACGUGCUGAGGACCAGAGUGAAGACGACAGGCAUCGUGGAGACACACUUCACCUUCAAGGAUCUGCACUUCAAAAUGUUUGACGUGGGUGGCCAGAGGUCCGAGAGGAAGAAGUGGAUCCACUGCUUCGAGGGCGUCACCGCCAUCAUCUUCUGCGUGGCUCUCAGCGACUACGACCUGGUGCUGGCCGAGGACGAGGAGAUGAACCGAAUGCACGAGAGCAUGAAGCUGUUUGAUUCCAUCUGCAACAACAAGUGGUUCACGGACACCUCCAUCAUCCUCUUCCUCAACAAGAAGGACCUUUUUGAGGAGAAGAUCAAGAAGAGCCCCCUCACCAUCUGCUACCCAGAAUAUGCAGGAUCCAACACCUACGAAGAGGCGGCCGCCUACAUCCAGUGUCAGUUUGAAGACCUGAACAAGAGGAAGGACACCAAGGAGAUCUACACCCACUUCACCUGCGCCACCGACACCAAGAAUGUGCAGUUCGUGUUCGACGCCGUCACCGACGUCAUCAUCAAAAACAACCUGAAGGACUGCGGCCUUUUCUAAAGGCAUCCAAGCGGACACACAAGGAGCGUCGGACCUUGGCUGACCAACGUCACUUUUAUCGUCUUAUUAAUAACUUAUGUUCAUCUCUAAAAAGUUUUAAUGGCGGGAGUGUAGACAAAACAUUUUUGUGUAAGAUAUUUGUACAACUGUCGAUGGCUGGGGAUUUUUCACCGUUUUUUAAAAUAUGUGAUAUCAUUUUUCAUUUAUAUAUAUAUAUAUAUAUAUAUAUAUAUAUAUAUAUAUAUAUAUAUAUAUAUAUAUACACACAUA